Anthostomella pinea is the source of this 5901-nucleotide messenger RNA. Lineage: Eukaryota; Fungi; Ascomycota; Sordariomycetes; Xylariales; Xylariaceae. The record is from the annotation of a GenBank genome assembly.
AUGGAUGAUCCAUGGUACUGGGACGUUGACAGAGUUGUGCAGGAACUAUGCUCUGCCAAUCGAUCAUGGGCUUCGCCUUCAGCACCGUUGAGACUUCCGCCUACUGAACAGCUUGAGGCUGCGCUUCGCAACCAUGAAGUGGAUGGUGAAGUCCUCUUGACAUACGACCAGGCAGAACUGUGUGCUGAGUUGGGUAUCAAGAUUCUGAAGCACAAGUCUACGUUCAAGAAUGCCAUCCAGAAUAUCCGUCUGCGCAGCAAACAGUAUCGACUCGACCAAAAACGACAAGCUUCAGAAUUGAACUCUGAUAACGAAGCUGACGGAGUCAACGAAUCCAACGAGCCUCACGUGGAUAAGGGAAAGGAAAGACUGGAGAACGGCCUCGCAUCUGUUGCCUCAAGCAGCGCGCCUAUCACGAACCAUGGCGUUAUCACCGACCAUACACCCGGUGUUGCAGCCGGAGUAGACAAGGCUGGCCACCCUAACAGGGCUAAGAAGCUGCAAAGCCAGCUUACUUCUCUGGAAACCAUGGCAUCGAGCGCGAAUCAUCAGCCCGAUGCGACUAUCCCCGAUGCGACUGACCCUGAUGCGACUGGCCCAGAUGCGACGGGCCCUGAUGCGACUGGCCCUGAUGCCACUGAGAAUGACGUCUCUACCACAGCUACUCAGGAACCUGCGCCAAAGAAACGGCGACUUGCUCCAAGCCUGAUCUUAGCAGAGGUUAAUACCGAGAUCAACCGCAACAUCCAGACUGAAGCUGAUGUUCUUACGAAGUUCUCUCACGUCGGUGCAAGGGUGGACACUGACGGCUUUGGCGCAUAUCUUGGAAGCAAGGCGUUUACCAGGUUUGAUAUCAUGGACGCAGGUACCCCAGAUGAGCAAAGGCAGUUCACGACUGAUGACCGGGAGAUAAACUUCGUGGGCAGAGCGAGUCUCAUUCCUGGACGCCUCAUCCAAACACAUCGUGUGAUGAAACGUCGUCUUCUAAAUCGCCGAGGCUAUCAACCAGCCCGACCGCACAAGGCUGAUGCGAUCCCCGGUGCCAACAAUCCAGAUAACGAUAAAGUCCUGCCACUUUAUGGUGAAUCGGAUGAUGACGAAGAGUACGACUCUGCGACUUGGAGGGAGAUUGAAGCCGAAAAGCAGCAGAAGGCAAUCAGUGAUGGCCGUGCCAAAGGCCUCACUGCCGACGAAGUGAACGCUGUGCUUGACGAGGCCAUUGCUCGUUACGCUUCCAAUUGGAAAGAGCACAAACUGCCAAAGCUGGUUCGCAAGGCGAAUCGGCUGUGGAAUGAUGCCCGAAGGUAUGGUCUCAGAGCAGCUAUCACCAAAGCUCAGAAAGACCUGCGCGGACUCGAGGAUCGGCUGGCAAAGUAUCGCGAAAACUUCCUCUCUAAAGGAGAGUGGCGCAACGCAGCCGAAUUAGAGCGCACUACAGGUGUUCUGGAAGCGACCGUUGAAUACAAGGAGCAUUCCUCAUGGCUACUUGGAGUGCUGGGAUCUCCACGAGAACCAGCAAAGCCCCAGCGACUGCCUCGGACUGCAAAUACGAGACCUCGUGCACCCCGUUCUAUGUCUGGAGAUGAGGAGGAAACAUUGACGAGUGAGUCUGGAGGUGAUAUCGACGAUUUCAUUACCGAUGACGAGGUUCAGCCAAAUGGCCAAGGUGAUGAGGACUUGCUCAUGGAUACGGUUGAAGAUGGCCUCAUGGACACUGUUGAAGAUGGCCUCAUGGACACCAUCGAGGACGUCCCUCGCAAUGGUACAGCUGGAGGGUGUCUGCCUACGAAGACACCUGACGAGACGGACCCUCCCGCUGCCACGGAAGAGCUCGCUGUCAGUGGAGGUCAUGAGGAUGAUCAUCCGAUGGAUAUUGAAACUCCAAGCCCGACCAGAGACAUAUUAGCUGCGGACACUGCCGCGGAAGAGCCCGCUAUCAAUGGAGUUCAUGACGAUGAUCAUCCGAUGGCUCCUGAAAAUACAACCUUGACCAGAGGUUUAUCAGCUGCGAAAGCUACGGCGGAAGACCACCCUAUCAUCGGAGCUCAUACCAACGGCCAUGCUGGAACUACAAGCUCGACGCGAGCGGUACCAGUUGCGGAGGCUGCCGCCAGCCACCCCAAGACACCCUCUAAACCGCGUAGCCAUGUUAUUGAUCUCACCACCCCGCGCGGCCAAGCUUCCACGCCUCGAACACAGCCACACUCCAAGGGCAAGGAACAGCAUUUCGCGCCGCGCCCCAGGUCGACCAGAGACCAAGUCGAUCAGUCCCCAUUGAUAAUGACAAUUUCCGACGUGGAGCCAAGAGAACAGAGAAUAGCCACCGAGCUAGCCAAGAUGGACGCGCCCUAUUACUCUUUGAUCUUCAAACUUGCUACGACGAGGCCAUGGACGGAGAUCUGGCUGGAUCUUAUACUUCCAGCGCUAGACUGUGGUGGAUUUCCGAAAGCUCCAUACGACAGCAAUGAGAAGAAGGACGACCUGGUGGCGUACACAAUAAUCCGCAUGUUUGAAAUGUACAAGGAUGAUACUCUCUAUAGACCCGGCCGCUACAAGAGUCUGAACGAUGAGCAAAGGCAAAGACUCCGAGCUUUUCGAGACGAUGACCUCGCGCCCGUCUGGGAAGGUCUCAUCAACUUUCUUGCCAGGCUGAGUGACCGGUUUGAAUGGAGCUCUGGGACACUAGGCAGCAAGAAGGGAUCUGGCAGCAAGAGGGAGAAGAGGGCGAGGAGUGAGAAGCAAGCGACUCCUCUUGUUGUGACUCCCCAGAAGAAAAAGAAGGGCAAGGCCGCUGCCAAGAGAGCUGAUUCUGCGGCCCAGAGUGACACGGACAGCGACGCCUACGAAGAGCCUUCAUCGAAAAAGCCCAAACACAAGACACCCGUCCGUAACCGAGAAGCCGCAAAUCUUCGAGAGAGCGACCAAGUACGGCUUGCGGAACAGGCACAUCGACGACAAAUAUUGCGCGAGAGGCUCCAAGCCCAGGGCGAAAUGGGCAUAGGCAGCCAGAGCCGUCUAAUCAUCAACGAGAGUAAGACAGAUGAGCAAGGUUUCGUCUACGUUCAUAACGAGAUCGCACGACAGAUCAAGGACCAUCAGGUUACAGGAGUAAGGUUCAUGUGGAACCAGAUUGUGGACGCCAAGACAAGACAGGGCUGUCUGCUGGCUCAUACUAUGGGACUCGGAAAGACCAUGCAGAUAAUAACCCUCCUGGUCGCCAUCUCUCAAGCUGCAGAGUCUGACGAUCCGUCCAUCUCUUCCCAGAUCCCUAAAGACCUAAAGGUAUCCAAGACGCUCGUCCUUUGUCCUCCGGGACUCGUCAACAACUGGCUCGAUGAAUUGCUUCGGUGGUCACCCGAAGAACACACUCUCGGAGAGUUCUACAAGAUCGAGCAGAUGCUUAGUAUUAGAGCCCGAGAAGAGGCUAUACAAUCCUGGUCUGAAAGAGGCGGUGUCUUGAUCAUCGGUUACAAUCUCUUCAAGUCCGUCAUCGAUGAUGAAGAUAUGCACGAAGUCUUCAUGGACGGCCCCAAUAUCGUGGUGGCAGACGAGGCACACUUGCUUAAGAAUCCGAAGUCCAAAGUACACAUUGCUACGGCAAACUUCAGAACACAAAGCAGGUUGGCGCUGACCGGCUCGCCAUUGGCUAACAACGUCGAAGAGUACUAUGCGAUGAUCAAUUGGGUGGCCCCUCACUACCUCAGUGAUCUCCGCGAAUUCCGGCAAAUGUAUGCAAACCCCAUCAAGGAGGGACUUGGCGUGGACAGCACGCCUUAUCAGCGCCGGCAGGCCUUGAAAAUUUUGCAUGUUCUCAAGUCGGAAGUUGCGCCGAAAAUCAGUCGGAUCACCAUAUCGGUCCUGAAAAAGGACAUCCCGAUAAAGAAGGAGUUUGUGAUCAUGGUCCCUCUCGCGGAGUUGCAGCGCAAGGCUUACGAUAUCUAUAUCCGCCAUUAUCGAGAGAAGACAUCAAAACUCGCAGUAGCGUUCGCUGCUGUCAACGACCUGGGCCUCAUUUGCGCCCAUCCUUUUGUGUUGCUCAACAAGAUGAGGGACUUGAAGAACCCGGACCGCACAUCCAAGGAUGAGAAUGACCGUGCCACCAUGACGCCGGCACUCAUCAGCGAGGAGAUGCCCCUCUUGGCGAACGCGGAAACGGACAUGAAUAUUGACGAAUUCUCACUGUCCUGGAAGGUUCCGCUGCUCAUCGACAUACUCGAGUCCUGCAAGAAACUGGGCGAUUCGAUUCUCUUGUUCUCGCAUUCUAUAUAUUGCCUCGACUACCUUGAACGAAUCCUGCGCAAGAAGAAGUGCACCAUAGAGCGUCUGGAUGGCACUACGAAGAUGGAAAUGCGUCAGGAUAUGGUCAAGCAAUUCAACAAGGGCAAGGCUGAUUUGUUCCUCAUCUCCACCACAGCUGGUAGCCUUGGGCUGAACAUUACCGGAGCCAACCGCGUCAUCAUCUUUGAUUCCAAAUUCAACCCUCAGCUCGAACAACAAGCCGUCGGUAGAUCGUAUCGCAUCGGUCAGACAAAACCUGUUUUCGUCUACCGCUUCAUUUGCGGUGGUACUUACGAAGAGAAGAUGCUCAACCAGGCUAUCUGGAAGAUGCAGUUGGCGUCCCGAGUGGUUGACGAGAAGAACCCAAUUCCAAAAGCUCAAAAGUUUACCGAGGGCUUUGGGUUUGCUACGGACCCUGUGCAAAAGGAUCUUGAAGAACAUCGGGGCAAGGACUCCGUUCUCGACAAGGUCCUGGAUCGUCAGGCAAAGGGCAUCAGCUCCAUUACGAUGUGGGAUACCUUCGAAGAGGAAGCGCUUGAGGAUGCUGUGCUACCAGAGGAGGAUGCUAAAGAGGCAGCGCAGAUCCUUGCCGAAAACGAGGCCCGCAGAUCAGGAAAACCGCUCCCUCCGCGGCCUGCGUUUCUAACGAUUGGUCGUACCAAUGGAGCCCCUGAGCUUUUGAUAUCUACGUCCCUUGACCUGACUGGACCGGACAAUGGAGCAGCAGCUAUCGGCGCAUUGGCGUUUGCCAACGACACUCAAGCUGCUCAGCCUGUGUCGGCUUCGGCUGCACAGACAACGGACUCUUCAGCUACAUAUACAAGAGACGCUGCAGCUGCACCGGUAUUCAACAGCUUGUCAGCUCUGGCUCCCGUGCAGCAUGAUGCCGACCCGGCUUCAGCUUCAUACCACCCCAUGCCGCCGAUUCCCGGAGCUUCAACGCACUUUGGGGCUCCUGAAGACAAGAAUGGCAGGAACUGGGAAAGCAAGGCAGCCUUUAAGGGAGAACUGUCUCGGUCUUUCGCGGCUAACGCUGCCCCACAUGAACAAGAACACCGGCGAGAGAUCGCUAACGAGAUCACGGCGCUCCUGUGGGCACGAACAGAGCAACAGGACGCCCAACAACAAGGCGUAACGAAAUGGGCCGUUAUGAACGCAGCAUCAUCUCCGCGCUUCGUCGAGGCUGUCUGCAUGGGUGCGAUUCUGCCGCAGCAUCUUGCUCAGAUGGAUCCACCGGACAUUACGCAACGUUAUCAUUCUUGGGAGCAGAUGGAAGACGCGGACUGGGAAUUACAGAAAGCCUCCUGGAGCCAAGAGUCCCGAGGUGACCCCGAGCACCUUCACGUCGCUCUACGCAAGAUGUCAUUCACUACUAGGAGGAAUGACCUCAGCUAUGAGCAGCCAAGGUCACAUCGCAUCGACGACAAGCAGGCUCUGGAAGCUGUUCUGGAGCGUAGAAAGUCCAAGCAGUCUUCACAUGGCAAAGAGGCUCGUCUUCCUGACUGGGCUAGGAGCGCAGUUGCGAAACAAGGCCGGAUUGCACCAAUGCCGUCCCCGCCGGCUGCUUCGACCACGUCUCCAUCUAUCCCAUCACGCCCACAAGCUAAGACUCCCUUUAAGUGA